This is a messenger RNA of Mesocricetus auratus (golden hamster), 5706 nucleotides long. It is a transcript of the gene Myom1, whose product is annotated as myomesin 1. The record is from RefSeq and is a predicted model, not a curated record. Gene Ontology annotation, molecular function: protein binding. Lineage: Eukaryota; Metazoa; Chordata; Mammalia; Rodentia; Cricetidae.
UGUGGGGCCCUGACAUUCUGUUGCCUGACCACAUGCAUUAUUUUUGAACUGGCCCCCAGAUCCUGCCUCUAGCCCUGCCUCUUAACUUUUCCUGGGAAUCAGCCACCUAGGGUCUUCAUUUCUACCCUCCUGCUCCCUGGUCACAGCAGUGGAACAUCCAUCUGCCUGCAAUCCCUGCCCCCAGAGACUGGUGGCCUCCUCCCCUCAAGGGCCCACGAUGUCGCUGCCUUUCUACCAGAGGUCCCACCAGCACUAUGAUCUGAGCUACCGUAACAAGGACCUCCGCACCACCAUGAGCCACUACCAACAGGAGAAGAAGCGCUCCGCCAUCUACACCCAUGGCUCCACCGCCUACAGCAGCCGCUCCUCGGCGGCACACCGCCAGGAGUCAGAAGCCGUUAGUCAGGCAUCAGCAGCCUCCUACCAGCAGCAGGCCGCUCAGGCCUACAGUCUUGGAGCAUCCCAGUACUCUCGAGAGUCUGGGGUCAGCCGGAAGACAGCCUUGGCGUAUGAUUAUGGCUACUCCCACGGACUAACAGAUUCCAGUCUGCUGUUAGAAGAUUAUUCAUCCAAGUUGAGUCCCCAAACAAAGAGAGCCAAGCGGAGCCUUCUGUCUGGAGAGGAGACAGAAAACCUGCCAGGCAACUACAUGGUGCCUAUUUACUCUGGACGCCAAGUGCACUUCAGUGGCGUUAGAGACACAGAAGAAGAAAGAAUCAAAGAGGCUGCUGCUUACAUAGCUCAGAGGACUCUUCUUGCAAGCCAGGAAGAAAUCUCAGCCUCCAAGAAGUCCACAGCCUCCAAGCAGUCCAGAGUAUCCAAACAGGCCACGUCCACCCUUCAACGAGAGGAAACAUUCGAAAAGAAGUCGAGGAACGCUGCAAUCCGAGAAAAAGCAGAAGAGCUGUCACUGAGGAAGACAUUAGAAGAGACCCAAGCAUAUCAUGGAAAGCUAAAUGAAGACCAUCUACUCCACGCUCCUGAGUUUAUCAUUAAACCUCGUUCUCACACAGUUUGGGAGAAAGAGAAUGUGAAAUUACACUGCUCCGUAGCGGGCUGGCCGGAACCUCGUCUCACAUGGUAUAAAAACCAGGUGCCUAUAGAUGUCCAUGCAAACCCGGGAAAGUACAUCAUUGAAAGUCGAUAUGGAAUGCAUACUCUCGAGAUCAACAAGUGUGACUUUGAAGACACAGCUCAGUACCGGGCCUCAGCGAUGAAUGUUCAAGGAGAGCUCUCGGCAUAUGCCUCGGUCGUGGUGAAGAGAUACAAGGGGGAACUGGACGAAUUUCGCCUCCAUGCUGGAGCGUCCAUGCCUCUCAGCUUUGCUGUGACCCCUUACGGUUAUGCUUCCAAGUUUGAGAUCCACUUUGAUGACAAGUUUGAUGUGUCUUUUGGGAGAGAAGGAGAGACGAUGAGUCUGGGCUGUCGUGUAGUCAUCACUCCUGAAAUUAAACAGUUCCAGCCGGAGGUCCAGUGGUAUAGAAACGGGUCACCCGUUUCUCAGUCACAAUGGGUCCAAACGCAGUGGAGUGGAGACCGGGCAACACUCACAUUCUCUCACCUCAACAAGGAAGACGAAGGCCUCUACACAAUCCGCGUGCGAAUGGGAGAGUAUUAUGAACAAUACAGCGCAUAUGUCUUUGUUCGAGAUGCUGAUGCAGAGAUUGAAGGAGCCCCGGCAGCGCCCUUGGAUGUGGUGUCUUUGGAUGCUAACAAAGAUUACAUCAUCAUCUCUUGGAAGCAGCCAGCUGUGGAUGGAGGGAGCCCUAUCCUGGGAUACUUUAUUGAUAAGUGUGAGGUGGGCACAGAGAGCUGGUCUCAAUGCAACGACACACCUGUGAAGUUUGCUCGGUUUCCAGUCACUGGUUUGAUAGAGGGUCGUUCCUACAUAUUCCGAGUGCGAGCUGUGAACAAAACUGGAAUAGGCCUGCCGUCUCGAGUUUCUGCGCCCGUGGCUGCUCUGGACCCAGCUGAGAAAGCUAGACUUAAAAGUCGCCCUUCAGCACCCUGGACCGGACAGAUCAUUGUCACGGAAGAGGAACCUGCUGAGGGUGUCAUUCCUGGUCCCCCCACAGACCUCUCUGUCACUGAGGCCACCCGGAACUACGUAGUGCUGAGCUGGAAACCCCCUGGCCAGCGUGGUCACGAGGGCAUUAUGUACUUUGUAGAAAAGUGUGACGUGGGAACAGAAAACUGGCAACGUGUCAACACAGAACUCCCAGUAAAGUCUCCUCGCUUUGCUCUGUUCGACUUGGUGGAGGGGAAGUCUUACCGCUUCCGUGUCCGCUGUUCAAAUUCAGCAGGAGUCGGCGAACCAUCAGAGGCAACAGAAGUGACUGUCGUAGGGGACAAACUUGAUAUCCCCAAGGCCCCUGGCAAAAUCAUCCCAAGUAGGAAUACAGAUACCUCAGUGGUGGUUUCCUGGGAGGAGUCCAAAGAUGCCAAAGAACUAGUUGGGUACUACAUCGAGUCCAGUGUGGUUGGCUCUGGCAAGUGGGAGCCCUGCAACAACAACCCUGUGAAGGGCUCACGAUUUACUUGUCACGGAUUGGCCACUGGUCAGAGCUACAUUUUCCGGGUCAGAGCAGUGAACGCAGCUGGACUUAGCGAAUAUUCCCAGGAUUCGGAAGCUAUUGAAGUCAAAGCUGCGAUUGGGGGAGGAGUGCCUCCAGAUGUGUGGCUUCAACUGAGUGAUGCGCCUGGCGGACUAACAGACUCCAGGGGGGGCGUGAAUGGAGCCUCCCCUCCAGCCUCUCAAAAAGAUGCUUUGCUCAGUAGCCAACCUAACAAACCUUCACCACCCAGUAGCCCUUCCAGCCGGGGCCAGGCAGAAGUGAGUAAAGUAAGUGAAUCAGUUCAGGAGGAGCUCAGCCCGCCGCCACAGAAGGCAGCUCCCCAGGAGCAAAGUAGACCCGAGCCCCCGAAAAAGAAGAAGGACCCUGUAGCCGCACCGUCUCCACCCUAUGACAUCACUUGCAUUGAAAGUUUUCGUGACUCAAUGGUUCUUGGAUGGAAGCAACCAGACGCGACUGGAGGGGCAGAGAUUACGGGCUAUUAUGUGAACUAUCGCGAGGUGAUCGGUGGGGUGCCUGGAAAAUGGAGAGAAGCCAACGUCAAGGCCGUCAGCGACGCAGCAUACAAGAUUAGCAACUUGAAGGAAAACACAGUGUACCAGUUCCAAGUGUCAGCCGUGAACAUCGCGGGGCUGGGAGCACCCUCUGCAGUGAGUGAGUGCUUCAAGUGUGAGGAAUGGACCAUCGCUGUACCAGGUCCACCACACAGCCUGAAGAUCAGUGAGGUCAGGAAGAACUCCCUGGUUCUCCAGUGGAAGCCUCCAGUCUACUCCGGUCGCACUCCAGUCACUGGCUACUUUGUGGACCUGAAGGAAGCCAGUGCCAAAGAUGACCAGUGGCGAGGUCUCAAUGAGGCAGCCAUUGGGAACAAGUACCUGAGGGUGCAAGGACUCAAAGAGGGUGUUGGCUACGUGUUCCGAGUCCGGGCCAUCAACCAGGCAGGCGUUGGAAAGCCUUCUGAUCUUGCUGGCCCUGUUGUGGCAGAAACACGCCCAGGUACCAAAGAGGUCGUUGUAACUGUGGAUGACGAUGGAGUCAUUUCCUUGAACUUUGAAUGUGAUCAGAUGACUCCCAAGUCAGAAUUCGCCUGGUCCAAAGAUUACAUACCUACUGAUGACUCUCCACGAUUAGAGGUUGAAAGCAAAGGCAAUAAGACAAAAAUGACCUUCAAAGACCUCGGGACAGAUGACUUGGGCAUCUAUUCUUGCGAUGUGACAAACACUGAUGGGAUAGCAUCAAGCUACUUGAUAGAUGAAGAAGAAAUGAAACGUCUACUUGCCCUCAGUCAGGAGCACAAGUUCCCAACUGUCCCAACUAAGUCAGAGUUGGCAGUUGAAAUUUUGGAGAAAGGUCAGGUCCGGUUUUGGAUGCAGGCUGAGAAGCUGUCUGGAAAUGCCAAAGUCAACUACAUAUUUAAUGAGAAGGAAAUUUUUGAAGGGCCGAAAUACAAGAUGCAUGUUGACCGAAAUACUGGCGUGAUUGAAAUGUUCAUGGAGAAGCUGCAGGAUGAGGAUGAGGGGACAUACACAUUCCAGAUUCAAGACGGGAAAGCAACCGGCCAUUCUACUCUUGUUCUCAUCGGUGAUGUUUAUAAGAAACUCCAGAAAGAAGCUGAGUUCCAGCGACAAGAAUGGAUCAGGAAACAAGGCCCACAUUUUGCUGAGUACCUGAGCUGGGAAGUGACUGGUGAAUGUAACGUACUGUUGAAAUGCAAGGUAGCAAAUAUUAAAAAAGAGACUCACAUUGUGUGGUACAAAGAUGAGCGGGAGAUAUCAGUGGAUGAGAAGCAUGACUUCAAGGAUGGCAUUUGUACCCUGCUCAUCACAGAGUUCUCCAAGAAAGAUGCUGGAUUUUAUGAAGUUAUCCUGAAAGAUGACCGAGGGAAAGACAAGAGCAGAUUGAAACUUGUGGAUGAAGCCUUCCAAGAACUGAUGACUGAAGUAUGCAGGAAGAUAGCUUUGUCUGCUACAGACCUGAAGAUCCAGAGCACUGCGGAGGGCAUCCGGCUGUACUCCUUUGUCACUUACUACCUGGACGAUUUGAAAGUUAACUGGUCCCACAAUGGCACCGGCAUUAAGUACACAGACAGAGUUAAGAGCGGCGUCACCGGGGAGCAGAUCUGGCUGCAGAUCAAUGAGCCCACUCCAAAUGACAAAGGGAAAUACGUAAUGGAGCUCUUUGAUGGCAAGACUGGACACCAGAAGACCGUGGACCUUUCUGGACAAGCAUUUGAUGAGGCCUUUGCUGAAUUCCAGAGGUUAAAACAAGCUGCCAUUGCCGAAAAAAAUCGGGCCCGGGUGUUGGGCGGUCUCCCUGAUGUUGUCACCAUCCAGGAAGGCAAGGCGCUCAAUCUCACUUGUAACGUGUGGGGCGACCCAACCCCUGAGGUGUCGUGGAUGAAAAACGAGAAGCCGCUGGCCUCGGAUGACCACUGCAGCCUCAGGUUUGAGGCCGGGAAGACCGCCUACUUCACCAUCUCAGGCGUGAGCACCGCAGAUUCCGGCAAGUACGGUCUGGUGGUGAAAAACAAGUACGGCUCAGAGACGAGCGACUUCACUGUCAGUGUCUUCAUCCCGGAGGAGGAGGCGAGGAAGGGCCCAUCGGAGCCCCAGAAAGGCAACCAGAAGUCCAAGUGAGCAGAGACCGGGUGGAGCUUCGAGGAGAGCCAGGACCAGCUCACACCCACCGGGCUGCUGUUGUGGAAAUGAUUUGAGUUACCGACGGGUGGGGGGAGUCCCACUGUUGUCUUCCUGUUUUGUGCUGGCUUGGGAAGAAGUUAUAAAAAGCCUCUUAUUCAUUUACACGAGGCCCCAGUUAACGACACUUUAAGGGUUUUUUUCAUCUGCGGUUUGUAUAGUUAAAAAAAAAAUCUUAGGAAAUGGUUUCAGGGAUGAAGGCCAGGAAAUGUGGGAGAGAUGCUGAGUGAGAGAAGGAGGAGAGGGGCAGAGUUGGAAGCAGACGAAGUUUUACCUGUUAAGUUCUUAGGAGUUGUGUCUACACUUGGCGUUUGGUCGAAACGGAAGCAUGCCGUUCAGGCCGUGAGUGUGGUUGGUCACUGUUACUGUAGUGGCUGUGCAGCCUGGUGAUGUGGCCUCCCUCAGUGUGAAUAAAGAGCCUCCUACCCUUCCUCUCC